Penicillium subrubescens is the source of this 906-nucleotide messenger RNA. RefSeq lists its product as uncharacterized. The record is from RefSeq and is a predicted model, not a curated record. The coding region runs from base 1 to 906 and encodes 301 amino acids. The transcript has a single exon. Lineage: Eukaryota; Fungi; Ascomycota; Eurotiomycetes; Eurotiales; Aspergillaceae.
AUGUCGGAGGGAACUAGAAGUCAAAGCUUGUUGCGCCGAGUCAUCGAAGCCGCUCUCUUCCGUGAAGACAGGACACCCCCACCCAUGGCCGCACACGCUGCCGCCGCCGCUCAGCGCACCAACAGCGGGCUGUAUAGUUUUCCUGGCAAUGGCCCGCCCGACUUGGAGCAGGGAAAGCAAUUUGGGAAUUUGACCAGCAACCCCGAACAUCUAAUUCCACCAAACGACAAGCUUCUUAUCUUUCGCGCCUUGACCGGCAUCGACAGCGUUCCAGCUCUCACGCAAGGCGGACAUCUUCUUCGAACCGCCCCCAAUGUCGGCAUCUACACGCGUGUUGUGACCAACGAGGGCAAAGCUCGCCGGGCCUUCACAAUUUUCAAUUACCUUAUCAACAUUUGUUUGGGCAUUCAAAUCGUUGUGGCUGCGGCAUUAACAGCCCUUGGCGCUGCCAGUGGUCCCCAUACAGCCAUCACUGCCUUCGGCGCCAUCAACACUAUAAUGGCCGGUAUCCUGACCUACUUGCGUGGCUCGGGUCUGCCAGAUCGCCUGAAGAGCUACCAGAACAAGUGGAAAAAUAUUCGAGAAUAUAUUGAGCAACGCGAACGCGAGUUCUGUUUGGUGGGCUGCGAUCUAGACGUGCAAGAAGAAGUCUUUAUUGUGGAGAGCAUGUACCAAAACGUGAAGUCGGAGAUGGAAACCACCAAGAGCAGUGGUGAUGGCAGACAGCAGCAACCCGAUGAUCCUAGAAUCCGUCGCUCGCUUCUACCGACCUCCAAUCACCUCAGCGGUCAUCGGAAUACGGCAACGCCUGCUCAUCGGUCGGAUGCACAGGCAAUGGAAACACAUCCUAGAGAAGGCGAUGUCAGCCCUAUCACAGUUCCCGAGCCAGCACUUGAGAAGCACUGA